AUGGAAACCCUCGAUGAGAAUGCCACGGGAGUGAUACAUCGAACCUUGCUGUGCCAAGGCCCCGUGGAACUCAGAAGAGGCUGGAGAAGGAAGCAACAACAUCUCUCCUUGUUCAGUGAUGUUUUGGUUGUGUCUAAUAACCUGUGUAAGAGAAAGUUUAACAUAAAAUAUGUCAUCCCACUGAGUUUCCUGUGGAUGGGUGACUAUGUCGACAUACUUGGGACAGACAGCAGCUCUGCUGACAAGUCCAUUCUCCUGUUCUGGCCCAUGGGAAAUUUUGUGGCCACCUUUCGUUCCACGGAACAGAAAGAUCGGUGGUACUCUUUUCUCCAAAGAUCCAUUAAUGAAGCCACAAAGGGCUACAGGAAGCAUUUUAAACUCCCGAUAUUCACUGAGGACAUCCCAAGCUGUGCAAGUCCUUUAUAUGUAACAACAACAGACUUGGAGACAGUGAAUGAUGUUAUCCAGAAAUUACUACCUUUGAUAGGAAUGCCUAGUGCUCAAGACUACCAACUGUGGUUCUGUCAUGACCGUGAAAAAGCUCCAGGCCUACUCCAAGAGCAUGAGCAUCUCUAUGACAUUAUAAUGAGGAACAUUAAAAAUCCCUUCAGUCAAUGGGCAUCAAGAAAUCACACAGCUUUUCCUGCCCUGCCUGGGCUGUAUGUGGAACAACCAGAUAUACAGGGGCGAUUCAUCCUGAAGCCCAGAGAACCAGCAAGAAUCCAGAAGCAGAACAGUUGCACAAAUGAAACUACUCCGUAUAAUGAUCUCAUCUCCUCUUUAGAUACAGAGGAACCAAGAAUUAAGAAACAAUGGCCUUUCAUAUCUUGGUUGUUCCAAAGGAGCUCUGUACCCUACCAGAACCAAAUGUGCACAGCCCCACCAGUUGCCAAAACAGGAAAACUCUUCGGACAUGAUCUGACUGCCAUUUGUGAAGAUGGCAAUCUGCCCACAGCAAUUCUGGACAUACUAUCCUUUAUUAGUGAAAAAGGGCCAAUCACUGAAGGUAUCUUCAGAACAUCAGGCGAUAUAAGAGCAUUCCGAGCCCUAAAAGAAAGAUUGGAUUCUGGGAUUGAAGUGAACCUGAACAAUGAAAGUGUCCCUGUUGUGGCAUCUAUCUUAAAGGAGUUUCUUCAAAAUAUAGAAGGAAGUGUGCUGACUUCUAGACUAUACGAUGAAUGGCUUGCUGUCCUUGACCAAGUGUGUGAGGAGGAGAAAGCAGCUGCAGUGCAGAGACUUUUAGAGCAACUACCCCAACCAAAUGUCAUUCUUUUGAAACAACUUUUUGGAAUAUUAUACAAAAUUGAGAGAAACUCUGAAGUCAACCAUAUGACAUCUUCUAAUCUAGCUGUUUGCAUCGCCCUGAGUAUUCUAUGCCUGCCUAGUUCCUGCAACUCAGGAUUCCCAGAUGUUUCCAAAAAGAUUUGUCUUGUUAGUUUCCUUAUUGAGAAUUAUCCAAAAAUAUUUGGAGAAGACAGUCCAUUUCAUGAUGAGAGCUCAUUUGUUUGCUCUGAUGGGGAAAAGUCUUACAAUUCCCUGAACACUGUAACAGACAACGUUGAGAUGGAGGUAAAAGAACAUGAAGACAACACCUGUCCCAGUGGGAGCACAUGCCCCACAGGCAAUGAUGCAGUGUCCAGAAGUCCAUCUGCUCCUCUUCACAAUGAAGGAAUUAUAGAUUCUGAGGAAGAUGUGAAAACAUCUUUUAUAAAUCCAACGAUUACACAGGACCCUGAUACCAGCCAAGACAACAUGUGCUUAACCCCACCAGAACCAAAUGAGGAGCACCCCAUUGAAAAUACUCACACCCCACCAGCAGCAAAUGAGGCAAACCUCAGCAACUCUGACACUCCACCAGCAGCAAAGAGCAAAAUCGUCUUUGGAAAUACUCACACACCACCAGCACCAAACAAGGAAAACCUUGAGAUAUCCACUCCACUUGCACCUAUUGCACUGACCACGCCUGUUAAGGCAUUUUCACAGUUACAAAUAUUUUCAGUUAUUAUAGUUAUUUUGUGCUGUAUAUUACACAUUCUUUAUUGUUAUAAUAAAAGCCAUUCAAUAAUUGAUUGCUUAGAUUUUUUCGUGAUUCCCCAUAGUCUUUGGAGGAUGCUGACAAUACUGUUUACAAAGCAUCUCCAGCUUCCUUAUGAUUUCAUCAAAGAGCUCAAGACUACCAACUGUGGUUGUGUCAUGGCCAUGAAAAAGCCCCAGGCCUACUCCAAGUUUAUUUCAGGAGCCUUGUACAAUCUUCUUCUGGAGGCCCCGAGGAAACCUGACCCUCUGCUUAAAAGCGCCCUUGGCAGCCCACCCCAGACAGCCACGUGGCGAAAGCAGAAGGGUCCACAUACACGGAAGCAGGCCUGA
Cricetulus griseus (Chinese hamster) is the source of this 2367-nucleotide messenger RNA. Lineage: Eukaryota; Metazoa; Chordata; Mammalia; Rodentia; Cricetidae. The record is from RefSeq and is a predicted model, not a curated record.